This is a messenger RNA of Strongylocentrotus purpuratus (purple sea urchin), 5853 nucleotides long. RefSeq names its product proteasome adapter and scaffold protein ECM29. Gene Ontology annotation, biological process: proteasome assembly. The record is from RefSeq and is a predicted model, not a curated record. Gene Ontology annotation, cellular component: cytoplasm; nucleus. Gene Ontology annotation, molecular function: molecular adaptor activity. NCBI's taxonomy places the organism in Eukaryota, Metazoa, Echinodermata, Echinoidea, Camarodonta, Strongylocentrotidae.
AUGGCUGCGCAAGACGAACUGGAAUUACUCGACAGAGUAUUCCUGCGGAUUGGUUCAGCUGAGAGCGAUGACCAGCUUGAGAAUGUUGUCUGCCGUUCUCCCCCUGUGCUUCUUAAGCUCUCCAGUAGUCAAGAAGGAGUCAGGAAGAAGGUCCUGGAACUGCUGGUUCAUGUCAAUAAACGGCUGAAGAGUAGACCCCAGGUUCAAAUCCCUGUGGAAUCUUUACUGUUACAAUACCAGGACCCAUCUAGUAUUACGUUUGUCACCAAUUUCACGAUCUUGUACCUGAAAAUGGGUUUCCCGAGGCUUGAGAUCGAUAAGCAGGCUGAGCUGGCUCACUCACUCAUCAAGUGUUUAGAAGGGAAACCCCCUCUACAGCAAGAUAGUAUACUUCAGAUGUUAGUACCUACCCUGCCUCAUCUCAAGCUUCCAGACGACCAUACCAAGAGGAGAGCUAUCUUUGGUCUGAGUGAGAAAGUAGAAACCAUUCACCUUCUCACCACUUUCCUAAUGGACUAUCUCCUCUUACCCUACACCUUCAGUGAAGAGAGACCCAACACAGCACCAGCUGGGGGUCAGACUGGUACAGCCAGCUCUAGUACAACCCGACCUAGCUCCGCCUCUCAGCAGCCCACCUACCAGACCCCGCCCGGUCUCAGUCCAAACGCCCUCAAGAGGUUGAUAGGGGAACAUGGACUACCUGAUGCAAAUACUAUUGAGGAGUGUAAAGUUGGUAUUGUGCGUUUCCUGAGUGCCGACGUGUUGAGCGAAACAGACGUGGUUUGUCAUCUCAUCGUUGCAAGUUCUGAUACCAGAUAUACUGUGGCAACUGCAGCGGAUGUCUUUCUGAAGAAAAUUCAUAGUGUCGUUGACUGGAAUGACAUGACCGUUGUGAGAAGACUCUACACCCUCUUCCAAGGCAGUGUAGCGGUUAAAGGACAGCCCACACCAAAGCAAGAGGACAAGCGAUCUCCGGUCGGCACAAGAACUCGACUAAAACUCUUCCCAUACCUUCUAAGAUCAAGACUAGCCGCAGAUCAGUUUCCAGCAUGUGUUCAGGUCAUCUUUGACUGCCUAUACGGCGCAAACUCCAACAACAAGCUCAAGUCUAUGGCCGUUCAGUUUGUGCACCAUCUCUGCGCGGCCUGUAGCGAUGCCCGCAUGCAACCCAUGGGACCAAUCCUCCUCUCGGGCAUGGUCAAACUUAUCGCUGAAGCCAAAGAUAAUGUGAAACUAAGGAGCCUUGCUUAUGUUGCUGUAGGAAGAUUAUCCAAGAGACUACCACAGCUAUUCACCAAAGAUAUGGGUCUUCUACAACAGUUCUUUGAUGCCGUCUGCAAGGAAGAGGACGACACCCGAUUGCAUGUCCAGGAGGCGUUGACUCUGAUGGCUGUAGCCUACAAAGGGAUCCAGGAACCCCUUAUACAGAUCAUGGAGGUCCUCAUCAUGGCUAAUAUUGAAAAGUCUGAGUCUCAAGCCAGGAAGACAGCGGUCCACUACGCAGCGACGGUGUUUCCCAGCUAUCACGUAGCAUCCAGAUACGCCUUACUCUUAGCUACAGGAGACAGCAAAGAGGAUAUUCACCAAGAGGCUGUGCGAUCCCUGAAGCUUAGGAGGCAGUAUGACGACUAUGAGAGGGUAGAAGGUGAAGCUUCGGACGUCAGACCGGUACCGACCUUUGCAGAGAUGGUGCCUUUCAUCAGCGAGAAGGCUUCACAGAGGGUGAAGAGCUCCUCAAGAUACGUGACUGGGACCACACAUCUAGCCUUCAGACCAGAGACCUUUAGACAUGUCAUCUUCUACCUGCGCUCCUGCUUGCUCCACGACGCGGGCACCGACCUUCCCCCAGAGAUGCGAGAGCCCCUCCCCCUCGAGAACAAAGCACCCAUGGUCAGUCGCUACCUCCAGCAAACCCUCUCCAACCCCACCCUGCAGGCACCCAGGGGCAAGGGGAACUCCUCAGGCAUGGAACGGAACCCCGCUCUCUCAUACAUGGCUCUGAUUGGUCAGCUGCUGAAUGGGGCGGGGACUCCAGAUGUGAUGUACUGCCUGCUGGAGCUGGUCGCCAUGGCGCCCAACAAACUGGCGGGGCAUUAUAUCAACAAGCUAGAUUGGAUCAAGAACUUUGUGUUUGGUCUAUCUGAGCCUAUGAGAGAAUGGGCUGCUCAGCUGUAUGCUGUAGUAGCAUGUACGACCAACAUAGACAAACUUAAUGCUAUUCUACAAAGUCUUAUCAAGACUACAAAAGAUCAGUCUGUAGAAGGCCAACACGGCUCAAUGCUUGCACUCGGCUACACCAUCGGACACCACCUCAACAAAACCAAGACGCCCACCCGAGACCUGGUCGUGGAAGACAUGGAGGUCGAUAAGACGUCUUCCCAGGAAGCACUUCAGGCUACGAUCACCAAGGCAACAAACCUUUUGGUCUCAUACAUCGAUGACAGCAACAUGCUCUUCAGUCAUGGAGCAUGCCUGGCCCUGGGUGAGAUCGCCCGCAACGGUCCCCUCCCCAUCCCUCACGGUGAACUAACCCAGUCCCAUGCAGAGGACGGUAAGGUGGAGGAGUCCAAGAACAGCAAGAGGGGGAAAUCGUCAGGCGGAGGGACAGCGGAAGCAACUAAAGCCUCUCUCGUGAAGAAGUUGAUUGCGAAAUUGGAUUCCAUUAAAUUUUCUCAGAAGCUGAAGGAGCAAGCCUGUAUCACCCUUGGAUACCUCCCUGUAGGUGAUCCAAACUUCAAGUUCACCCAAGCAGUUCUAGAAGGCCUCAUCAAGGCAGCCAAUAGCCAGAACAACAAGCAGAUGGAGCUUCACUUCAGCGUGGGUGAUGCCAUCUCCCAGGCGUCCCUGGGCGCCCUCUCCCGGUCAAGCAGGGAUGUCUGGACCGAGGAGGAGGGGGAUCUGGCCAUCGGUAAGCCCCUCAAGAAGGGCCAGAAGGACUGGGUGGAGUGGACGGUCAACAGGAUACUCAAUGAAGAAAUCAAGAGUCAGAACCCACACAAGAGACAGGCUUCUUGUUUCUGGCUGCUCUCGGUGGCCAAGAAGUGUGGUAGCCAUCCCUCCCUGCAGAAACGUCUUGUAGACGUCCAGGGGGCUUUCAUCGACAUGCUCUCAGAAAGUAGUGAGUUUACCCAAGAUGUAGCUUCUAAGGGUCUCAGCAUAGUGUACGAACAAAGCAACGAGGAAGAGAAGAAGGCCAUGGUGAACACAUUAGUGGAUACACUAGCAACGGGCAAAAGAACAAGCAAGAAGAACGUGACAGGAGACACCAAGGUUUUUGAAGAGGGUGCUCUUGGAAACAAUCCAGAUGGGGGAGGCAUGUCCACAUACAGGGAGUUAUGUUCACUAGCAUCCGAUCUCAAUCAGCCUGAUCUCAUCUACAAGUUCAUGCAUCUGGCCAAUCACAAUGCUAUGUGGACCUCCAGAAAGGGGGCAGCCUUUGGGUUUGGCACCAUAGCAUCGCAGGCUGGAGAGCAGCUGAAGCCAUAUCUGGCGCAGAUCGUCCCCAAACUCUUCCGCUACCUCUACGACCCCAACGGCUCCGUCAGGGCAGCCAUGACAGGCAUCUGGGCCGCAGUGCUCAAGGACAACAAGACAGUGAUGGACACCUACUUGAAGGAGAUUGUGGAUGAUCUCUUAACCAACAUUACAAGCAGUAUGUGGAGGAACAGGGAGUCUAGUUGUUUAGCACUGAGUGAUCUUCUCAGAGGAAGGAACGUAGAUGACAUCGUGGAGCAUCUUCCAGAGCUCUGGGAGAAGUGCUUCAUGGUACUAGAUGACAUCAAGGAAUCUGUAAGGAAAGCAGCAGAAGCGGCAUGUAGAUCACUCAGUAAGGUGUGCGUUAAGAUGUGUGACCUGAACUAUGGUAAGAUCGGUCAGCGAGCAAUCACUCUGGUUCUACCGUGUCUCUUCAAAGGUCUCCCAAGCAGGGUCAAAGAGGUCAGAACAUUCAGUCUUUCAACGUUGGUAGCAAUGAGUAAGAAUGCCGGUGACUCGAUCAAGCCUCACAUACCCCAGCUUGUUACGGCUCUCCUAGAGGCUCUGAGUGGGUUAGAGCCCCAGGUCAUGAAUUACAUCAGCCUACAUGUAGGCAAUGAUAAAGAUGCUCAAGAAAAGCUGGAUGUUGCGCGGAUUGAUGCAAGCAAAUCCUCUCCCAUGAUGGAAACGAUUAGAAUGUGUGUGCAAUAUGUAGAUUCCAAUGUCCUCAGUGAACUAGCUCCGAGGGUCAACGACCUUAUACGUAGUGGGAUUGGUGUAGGAACCAAGGCUGGUUGCGCCAACUUCUUGAUUCUGCUGAGCCAGCAAUGCCCUCAGGAUCUAGCACCACAUGCAGGUAAGCUGCUGGCAUCUCUGCUCUCUGGACUCAAUGAUAAGAGUAUGGCUGUGAGGAAGCUCAAUGCCUCUGCAAUAGGAAACCUUAUUAAGGUAGCCAAAGACAGCAGUACAGAGAAGUUGAUUUUGCGACUGAAGACAUGGUUCUUGGAGAAAGAUGAUGGGGACCUCCAUGAAGCCAUGGGAACGACUCUCCUGGCCAUGGCCUGGUACAACCCUGACAUCCUGAAGAGGCAUGCUGCCGUAGCCCUACCAUUGGCCUUCCUAGCCAUGCAUCAGAAGAAGGAACCUGGCAAGGACUGCAUGUGGGAAGGAGUCUGGCUCGAUACAACACCAGGCACAGAGGGCGGCAUCCGUCUGUACCUCCCGGAGAUCGUGACCAUCACUCAAGAAGGUCUGGCCUCUACAUCGUGGCCCCGCAAGGCCCAGGCUGCCCGGUCCAUGGGCACCGUAGCCACCAAGCUAGGUGCUAAGCUCCAACCCCCUCAGCUGGGUCUGCUCCUAGGGGCUCUCCUGGAGGGACUGCAGGGGAGGACAUGGGACGGAAAGGAUGAAUUGUUGAAGGCCAUCUCCACAGUUUGUAUAUCAUGCAAGACUGCUUUACAGAUGGAGAUAGAAAAGCAGCCAACCAUGGAUACAGUCCUGAACGCACUCUUCAAGGAGAGCCGCAAGGAACGGGUCGAUUACAAGAUGGCUGCCUUGGACUGCCUAGCCUCGGUACUCCAGGCUCAUGAAGCAGAUAGAUUCAAGGAACUGACAGACAUCUUGUAUCCCAUCAUCAGCAAAGAGAAGUCUGAAGAUGACAGUGACGAGGAGGAUGUAACCGACAGAGCUCGGCAGGAUGAGAAGUUGAAACUCAAAGAAUGUACUUUCAUGAACCUUGGCCUUGCAUGGCCAUUGCAAAGGGAAACACAAGAAGUAGAAGCUUCCAAGCUGUGUGAAGUUCUAUGUGAGGGUCUAGAUGGCAGCACUUUCAAGAUUCAGCUAGCUAUUGUCAAGUCCCUUCAUAUCUUCUUGCAGAGGAUCUAUCUGCUGCAGCUGGAUAGCCUUACAGAAGAUGAACUAGCCCGACUUUCAUCAAUUCUAGAAACAUUUGUACCUGCCAUUUAUAAGAUGUUAGGUAUUGUGAAGUAUGCAGCCAUUAGGAAAGAAUCACUGGCUAUCCUGGAGUUCCUCAUGCCCAAAUUGGCAGAAUCCACUCGACUAUCAGUACUAACUUCCCAGCAGUCCAAGCAACUCCAGGAAGGUCUGUCAAAGGUUACUUCUGACGCAGACCCAGCAGUCCGAGAGAGGGCAGCAAACCUCAAGAAACUCAUCAAGGAGAACUUUGUCUUUGAAGAGGAGGAGGAGGAGGAGGAGGAGGAUGAUGAUGAUGAUGAUGAGGGAGAGAGUGGAGAAGAAGGAGGGGAGGAUGAUGGGAUGACCGCUGAGUGAGAGUUGCUCAAGAUUUCUUCUCGAGGAUGGAAAGCGCUGUACCACUGACAAGAAAAUGGAUGAUCAGCGGAUGUAGAAUGUGAGAUGGGA